GGGACUGGGGGGACCUUAGAGGCCUGGGACGUUGGCCUCCUGAGGGUAGCCGGGGAGAAGGCGGCGCGCAGCAGAGUGGAGGGAAGGCGCCCGGAGCCGGAGCAGGCGCGGGAGCUGUGGGCCCGCCCCCAGAAAACCCUUUUUUGAGAGCAUCUCCUGGCACCAUCGGAAAUGUCUUCCAUAAGUGGGAAAGUCCAAACUGUUUUGGGUCCUGUGGAGCCCAGCCAACUGGGCCGCACGCUGACCCAUGAACAUCUGACAAUGACCUUUGACUGUUCUUACUACCCACCUCCUCCAAGCCACGAAGUGAUCUCCAAGGAACCCAUCCGAAUGAAGAAUUUAUUCUGGAUCCAGAAAUACCCUUAUUCCCAUAAAGAGAAUCUGCAGUUGAAUCAGGAGACAGAAGACAUCAAGGAAGAACUGUUGGAUUUUAAAGCCAAUGGCGGGGGGGCUUUGGUGGAAAAUACAACCACCGGGAUCAGCCGAGACGUGCAGACGUUGAAGCGGCUUGCGGAAGAGACAGGAGUGCAAAUCAUAUCCGGAGCUGGGUUUUACGUGGAUGCAACUCACUCUUCGGAGACCAGAGCCAUGUCAGUGGAGCAGCUGACUAAUGUCCUCGUUAAUGAAAUUCUCCAUGGAGCUGAUGGAACCAGUAUCAAGUGUGGCGUUAUUGGAGAAAUCGGUUGCUCCUGGCCUCUGACUGAGAGUGAAAGAAAGGUUCUACAGGCAACAGCUCAUGCCCAGGUUCAGCUUGGCUGUCCUGUGAUUAUUCAUCCAGGAAGAAAUCCAAGUGCCCCAUUUCAGAUUAUCCGAGUGUUGCAAGAAGCGGGCGCGGACAUCUCCAAAACAGUCAUGUCGCACCUUGACAGGACUAUUCUUGAUAAGAAGGAACUACUGGAGUUUGCUCAAUUUGGCUGUUACUUGGAAUAUGAUCUCUUUGGUACUGAACUUUUUCAUUAUCCGUUCAACCCGGAUAUUGACAUGCCCAAUGAUAAUAAAAGAAUUAAGAGGGUGCGUCUUCUGGUGGCCGAGGGCUAUGAAGAUCGGAUUCUGAUGGCACAGGACAUACAUACGAAACACCGGCUGACAAAAUAUGGAGGUCAUGGCUACUCACAUAUACUCACCAACAUUGUUCCUAAAAUGUUGCUUAGAGGUAUAACUCAGGACACACUUGAUAAGAUACUGAUAGAGAACCCUAAGCAGUGGCUAACUUUCAAAUAGAACGGUUGUUAGAAAUUCACACCUUGAGGAGAAAGCUUGCAGGGCAACGUACUUACGUACAGAGAUUGCAAACCCGCUGUAAGAUGUUCAUCAGAGCUACAUACAACUAAUGACAGAGCACUUCCUUUUGAUGAGAAUUAGAAGAGUUUUGCAUUAGAAGAGUUACGCCUUCUCAGAAACUGGCUGACUAUUACAUCUUUGGUAGGCUCCUGAGCCUAAUAGAACCCUAUUGUUUUUCCUUUACAAAAUAAAUACAAAACUACCCGUUGCCAAACAAUGAUUUACAGCCUAUAUCCCCUUAGUGGAGUUUGGCUUUCCUUUUGUUUUCUUAAUCUAUCAAGAGCACUACUUGAGAAAAUUUAAAGUGUUUCUAGUUAAAUUACCCCCUUCUGGAGCAAUCUAAUGUUUCUUGUAAUAUUGAUGAUUCUACUAAUUAUCCUGCUGUUCUUUAAUUAAUGCUUAAUGAGUAAUAUGGCACUUUAAAAUAGCUUCUGCAACAAGGGAAGUUAAAUUUUGAGACUUUUUUUUCAAAGGAUACUGAAUACACUUACUGAUUCACAAUGGUAACAAUCUUGUGGAAGGUUAAUCAUACGCUGUUCGUCUAUCUAUGGAGAUUUAUAAUAAAUCAGUUUUGUUGCCUGUGGCUUUUCGGUAUCCAGUUUUCCUAUAAAUUUUAUUGUGUUUUGAAAUAUUUGUAUAAGGGAAUAUGAACACAUAUCAUAGUACUCAAUUAUAAAAAUUCAAUCAUAAAAGUCAAAAUAUAUUACAUAAUAUAGUUUAAUGAAUCAUUACAUUUAUAAUAACAAAGGCCACAAUUUCAUUAAUUAAUAAUAUAUAAUGCAAAAAAAAGAGAACUGUUUGCCUUAUUUAUAUAGAGUCUCUUUACCUUUUAUCUGUCUUUCCUUGGACUCAAACGGAGAAAACAAUGCUUAUUUAUCUGAAGAAAAGGUCAGAUCUAUUAGCAAUGACAGUCUGAUUCGAGAGCCGACUCUUUAAAAGGUACCCAGCCCUGAUGUUUCGUGUAAAUAAAACCUUUUUUAAAACUCUGA
Molecule: messenger RNA, 2270 nt
Organism: Phacochoerus africanus (Common warthog)
Lineage: Eukaryota; Metazoa; Chordata; Mammalia; Artiodactyla; Suidae
Gene: PTER
Product: phosphotriesterase related
Exons: 5
Coding region: 172-1221 (349 amino acids)
Biological process (GO): catabolic process
Molecular function (GO): zinc ion binding; hydrolase activity, acting on ester bonds
Source: RefSeq, a predicted model, not a curated record